Quercus lobata is the source of this 1511-nucleotide messenger RNA. RefSeq names its product G-type lectin S-receptor-like serine/threonine-protein kinase SD1-13. The transcript is spliced from 6 exons. Gene Ontology annotation, molecular function: ATP binding; protein serine/threonine kinase activity. Lineage: Eukaryota; Viridiplantae; Streptophyta; Magnoliopsida; Fagales; Fagaceae. Gene Ontology annotation, cellular component: plasma membrane. Gene Ontology annotation, biological process: protein phosphorylation. The coding region runs from base 276 to 1406 and encodes 376 amino acids. The record is from RefSeq and is a predicted model, not a curated record.
UUGACCCAUAGACAUUAUCUAGCGGCAGAGUUGAUCUUUACAUUCGUGCUGCCUACUAGAACUUGGUGUGUUGUUUUUUCUUCCAUCUUUAACCCAAUCCCACAAAAUUCCUCAGCUUCCCAAGCUGAUGAAAUCCUUGUAAAAUGCAAUAUAUUUGACCCCAAGAAAACAUAUAUAGUUAGCUGUUUUAUUUGAAUUAAUGUAAUAGUAUUUUUCUGAUUUACAGAUACAAAGUGAGAAGUGAAAAAAAUUGGUCACAAUCACUGAUCAUAGGAAUGACCAUUUCAAUCUGCGUUAAGAGAUUGUGGAAGUGGAUCCUGGCUAAACAAAGAGCAAGGAGAUUAAAAGGAAAUGAGGAAUAUACACCUUUCCCUAGUGACAACCUGAACCAAGUCCAGGAGCUCCCACUAUUCAAUUUUGAGAUGCUGGUGAGCGCAACAAACGACUUCCAUCUAUCUAACAAGCUUGGUCAAGGUGGAUUUGGUCCUGUAUACAAGGGAAAACUGUCAGAUGGACAAGAAAUUGCAGUGAAAAGACUUUCCAGAACCUCUGCCCAAGGGUUAAAAGAAUUUAUGAAUGAGGUGGUGGUAAUUUCUAAACUCCAACAUCGGAAUCUUGUUAGGCUUCUUGGCUGCUGUGUUGAAGGAGAAGAAAGGAUGUUGUUAUAUGAAUACAUGCCAAACAAAAGUCUUGAUGCAUUUCUCUUCGAUCCACACAAAGAAAGACUACUAGAUUGGAAAAAACGCUUUAACGUUAUUGAGGGAAUUGGUCGAGGUCUACUCUACCUUCAUAGGGAUUCUAGAUUACGGAUUAUUCAUAGAGAUCUAAAGGCAAGUAACAUCCUGUUGGAUAAAGAGCUAAAUCCAAAAAUAUCAGAUUUUGGUAUGGCCAGGAUUUUUGGAAGUAAUGAAGACCAGGCCAAUACUAAUAAGGUCGUUGGAACUUAUGGCUAUAUGUCUCCUGAAUAUGCAAUGGAAGGCCGAUUUUCAGAGAAAUCGGAUGUCUUCAGCUUUGGAGUGUUGUUACUAGAGAUAGUUAAUGGAAGAAGAAACACUAGCUUUUAUAAUGAUGAGCAGUCCCAAAGCCUUUUAGGACUUGCAUGGAAAUUGUGGAGUGCAGACAAUGCUAUAGCAUUAAUAAACCCAAUGAUAUAUGAGCCCUGCUUUGAAAUAGAGAUUUUGAGAUGCAUACAAGUUGGGUUGUUGUGUGUGCAAGAAUUUGCUCAAGAUAGGCCAACUGUAUCUGUUGUUGUUUCCAUGCUUAAAAGUGAGAUUGGUAAUUUGCCUCCUCCAACGAAACCAGCAUUCACUGAAAAGUUGAUUGCAUUAGAUACAAAUCCCUCUAAAUGCCCCCAAACAAAAUGCUCUGUUAACAAUGUUACUGUUACAAUGGUUCAAGGUCGAUAGUUGGCAUGUAUUAUUCACAUGAUCAUGUUGUAGUUAUUUAUUCAUUUUGAACACUUUUUAAAGAAUCUUAAACUUUUGUUUGUAUUUCUAAAGUUGUGAUUUUUA